UUGGGUAUAAAGAGAUCUAGCUGCUUAGGGUUAGCUAGUUAAUCCGUAGGAGCCGGAGAGCGCGGUACAGUUCUAGUCGGUGUGAAAUUAUUCUAAUAAUCAAAAUGAGGGAAAUCGUCCAUUUGCAGGCUGGCCAAUGUGGUAACCAAAUUGGAGCGAAGUUUUGGGAGGUGAUCAGCGACGAACAUGGCAUCGAUCCUACAGGGACAUACCACGGGGACAGCGACCUCCAGCUAGAGAGAAUUAACGUGUAUUACAAUGAAGCAACAGGUGGCAAAUAUGUUCCCCGUGCUGUGCUUGUGGACUUGGAACCUGGCACCAUGGACUCUGUGCGCUCCGGGCCCUUUGGACAGAUCUUCAGACCAGACAACUUUGUCUUUGGCCAGAGUGGUGCUGGAAACAACUGGGCCAAGGGCCACUACACUGAGGGGGCUGAGCUUGUGGACUCUGUGCUCGAUGUGGUGAGGAAGGAGGCAGAAAGCUGCGACUGCCUGCAGGGCUUCCAGCUCACCCACUCCCUGGGUGGGGGCACUGGCUCUGGCAUGGGCACCCUGCUCAUCAGCAAGAUCCGCGAGGAGUACCCCGACCGCAUCAUGAACACCUUCAGUGUUGUACCCUCUCCCAAGGUAUCAGACACGGUGGUGGAGCCCUACAAUGCCACCCUCUCCGUGCACCAAUUGGUGGAGAACACGGACGAGACGUACUGCAUCGACAACGAGGCGCUGUACGACAUCUGCUUCCGCACUCUGAAGCUGACUACGCCCACCUAUGGUGACCUCAACCACCUGGUGUCGGCCACCAUGAGCGGCGUCACCACCUGCCUGCGCUUCCCUGGACAGCUAAACGCCGACCUCCGCAAGCUGGCGGUCAACAUGGUGCCCUUCCCCCGCCUUCACUUCUUCAUGCCAGGCUUCGCCCCGCUCACCAGCCGCGGAAGCCAGCAGUACAGAGCUCUGACGGUUCCUGAGCUCACGCAGCAGAUGUUCGACGCCAAGAACAUGAUGGCAGCGUGUGACCCGCGCCAUGGUCGCUACUUGACCGUGGCAGCCAUCUUCCGCGGUCGCAUGUCCAUGAAGGAGGUGGACGAGCAGAUGCUUAAUGUGCAGAACAAGAACAGCAGCUACUUUGUUGAAUGGAUCCCCAACAACGUGAAGACCGCCGUUUGCGACAUCCCGCCACGCGGCCUCAAGAUGGCUGCCACCUUCAUCGGCAACAGCACAGCCAUCCAGGAGUUGUUCAAGCGCAUCUCUGAGCAGUUCACCGCCAUGUUCCGCCGAAAGGCUUUCCUCCACUGGUACACAGGUGAGGGUAUGGAUGAGAUGGAGUUCACGGAGGCGGAGAGCAACAUGAACGACCUGGUGUCUGAGUACCAGCAGUACCAGGAUGCCACCGCAGAGGAGGAAGGGGAGUUUGAGGAGGAGGAGGAAGAGGUGGCAUAGAGGGUCCUCCCUGUCUUCAUGUUCUGCUGGCCACUUUUCCCUCUCCCUUGUUUGGCACUGUUCAUUGAUGAUGGAUUUUAAACUACCUGACUCAAAUGUUUAACCCCAUCUUUUGGUUCAAUCUGAUGCAAUUUUCUUAUUUUAAACGACAGUCCUGCUUUUAUCGUUCUGCGUUCGACUCCUGACGUUUUUUUGUAUCUGCAUAGUUUUUAAUGCUUGUAUGCCUUGUUUAAUUGAUCAAACUUAAUUUUUUUCCUUUAAAUUAACUGGACAAAAGAUGUAGCACCAUGCCACUUUCAAAGUGUAUCUUAUGGACUAUUCUCCAAGUCUGUUUUGGUUGUAAAUGUUUGUAGAGGAGGUUUUGAACUGACUCGAGAUGCAGCCUUAUCUAUAAGGAUGUUACCCUUGUUAAAUAAACCGGUUAAAAUACUGA
Molecule: messenger RNA, 1872 nt
Organism: Gadus macrocephalus (Pacific cod)
Lineage: Eukaryota; Metazoa; Chordata; Actinopteri; Gadiformes; Gadidae
Product: tubulin beta-4B chain
Exons: 7
Coding region: 105-1439 (444 amino acids)
Biological process (GO): mitotic cell cycle; microtubule cytoskeleton organization
Cellular component (GO): microtubule; cytoplasm
Molecular function (GO): structural constituent of cytoskeleton; GTPase activity; GTP binding
Source: RefSeq, a predicted model, not a curated record